This is a messenger RNA of Prorocentrum cordatum, 164 nucleotides long. The record is from the annotation of a GenBank genome assembly. NCBI's taxonomy places the organism in Eukaryota, Dinophyceae, Prorocentrales, Prorocentraceae.
ACGCCAGCGCCGACCGGCGUCGGUGGCAUGCCCAGCGAAGACCCCCCGGUCGAGGGAAGGCGCACCACCUUUCAGGCGCCGGCCAGGAAGUCGGACUACGCCUCGGAGUUGCGGGACCAGAUGGCGGAGAGGGAAACGCGGGCGCUGCGCGAGCAGUCGAGGAG